AUGGAAGGGUGCCCUCUCAUAAUAUCAAACCAGCUUCUGCUUCCUUCGCAACUCACAAAGUCGGAGUCUUUAAUUCAAGCCGUCUCUCAGUGUGUGGCUUUUGCAGGACCUCUCGUCCAAAAAAAGUGGCCAUGGGCGCCAUUGUCAUAUCAGCAACGAGCAAUAUCUGCUGCACCAGAUUCUGUAGCUUUCACCAGAAAGCUGUAG
Molecule: messenger RNA, 207 nt
Organism: Prunus armeniaca (apricot)
Lineage: Eukaryota; Viridiplantae; Streptophyta; Magnoliopsida; Rosales; Rosaceae
Source: the annotation of a GenBank genome assembly